This is a messenger RNA of Oncorhynchus keta (chum salmon), 2917 nucleotides long. It is a transcript of the gene pabir2, whose product is annotated as PABIR family member 2. The transcript is spliced from 11 exons. Lineage: Eukaryota; Metazoa; Chordata; Actinopteri; Salmoniformes; Salmonidae. Gene Ontology annotation, molecular function: protein serine/threonine phosphatase inhibitor activity. The record is from RefSeq and is a predicted model, not a curated record. The coding region runs from base 347 to 1213 and encodes 288 amino acids.
GCAGUCGGUCAGCCUGAAAGCACCAAAAGGGGCGGGAAAUUUGGUACUGGUGGAGCGUUCUCGGCUGUUCCAGUAGCAGAUUGAUUAACAAAAUUGGUCAUCGACUAUAGCAGCUAGCGACACUUUUUCCAAAGUAUUGUGAAGGGAAAUGCUCGAUAUAUGGCUGAGGGAGAACUAUACAAGUUAUGUAGGUUGAUGAACCUCUGAACAUGAUCCAUCAAUCAGCAUUGGAGUAGUUGCCUACAUAGAACGUUGCUUUGCGUCACCAUGUAGCUUCGCAUGGGUGGCCUGGAACGUCGCAGGCGUUUCUGAAGACAUCUUGAAUCAGCUAAAAGAGGACACCAGGAUGAGCAAUCAAGAGAAGAUGGAAUUGGACCUCGAAAUCCCAUCUUCACUAGUUCAGAGUGAUGGACAACUGAGACGUUCCAACAGUGCCCCAAUGAUAAAUGGCCUAAGUGAACAUUCCCAGGUGUUCCAGAGUGAGAUUCUAUGCAGCAGGAGAAACAGCACCACUGUUGUCAACCGCCCUAAUAUAUCCAUCUCGCAGGUCCCUUCAUCGCCCAUUCGCGUCCCCAGCACUAGGCUUCAUCAGCUCAAACAGGAGGAAGGUGUAGAUUUGAUGAACAGAGAGACUGCCCAUGAACGGGAGGUUCAAGCAGCCAUGCAGAUGAGCCAGUCCUGGGAGGAGAGUCUGAGCCUGAGCGACAAUGACUUUGAGAAAUCUGCAUCGUCGUCUCCAAAGCGGAUCGACUUUAUGCCCGUGUCCCCUGCCCCAUCCCCUACUAGAGGGAUAGGGAAAAAGCAGUGCUUCUCCCCUUCAUUGCAAAUCCUGGUGAGCAGCCAUGGCCUAUCCCCCAGCCCUAUACCUAGCCCAACGCGACGCUUCAGCCGGCGGAGCCAAAGCCCCAUUCACUGCAUCAGGCCCAGCAUCCUGGGGCCCAUCAAACGUAAAGUAGGUGAGAUGAUGGAGACUGAAAGCCAGCCAAAGAGGCUCUUCCAGGGGACCACCACAAUUCUGUCCUCUGAUGUACUUGUGCCCCAAGUCCAACUGCCAGACUUCACCUCCUGUCUCUCUCCGCCGGACGUGCUGGACGGCAGCCUUAGCAGUGUGGGUUCUUCCACUGGCUCGCCAUCUAAGAUGGAGGGCAUCUCUGAGUCUCCUUCCUCCAGUAACUCUCCCUUCAACCCCCUCCAGGACCACUCCCCAAAAUGAACAAGGGAACAUGAGACUCUAAACAAGAGUGAAGGCAUGAAAGCCACCUCAACUGUAUGACCCCCCCCCAUCACUUUGCUUUAGCUAAUGUGGGAAUCCCUUCCCAUGCUGUUUGCUUUUGUUAGACUGUUUGCUAGGGGAGGAGAAUCUUGGUGUUUGCAUUGAAAGGAAACCAAAGCCCUAGAUGUGAGCUGUGGACACACCAUGCUGUAGUAGACUACAUGGUGCUGCUUAGCCCCACAGUGACCAGAACAGCCAAGUUGUCUACCCUGCAUCACAUCACUGUCAGCUUCCAGCCCCAUACCCUACUUCCUUUUCCAGCUUCACACUGGAGAGACUGAACACUGGAUGGAGAAAGUUGCUCACUAAGUCAGUUUUCCUGUUUUCCUUAUAGAAAACUAAUUCUCCAGGUGUUUUUGGUGUGCACAAAACUGUCUGCGGGUCUUGUAUGAAUGAAAGGAUAUAACUUGUUGUUCCCGUUUUGUAAGUAUGUAUAUAAUUUUUAAUGUCAAUGUGUCAUUAGUUUUAUGUUUGAUUGGCUGAGUGAUGAAUGCAGGCGCACAGGGCUUCAAAAGUAAACUGACAAUUCUCUCGAGGGGAUUGGAAAUGUUCUUACUACUUGUCAUUAUACGUAAAGAACAGUUUUCAGUUUAUAUCCUCAGUAGUCCCCAAGAUGUGGGGUAUCCUGGUUAAUUUUCUAAAUUUGGCACUUAAUCUGGCCCCCCUCUGGUAUUAGUUAACUACGGUUGCCAGUGUUUUGGGUCAUGUCUACCCAUCCCUGCAGAUUUGACUAGGAAGGGAAGUAAGCGGGGGGCACACAGACUGGGGUCUCAGUCCUACUGCCUGGAUAUAUCUGUAGACCUGCAGGAUGUGCAACAAUUUCGUUUUUACUUCUGAAGCUUUUAGGAAAAUAAUUGUGUUCUUGUUUUGAAGCCACUUUAUAAAUGUAACUGACUUUUUUUAAGCUACGUUAUUGCAGUUUAUACUGAACAUUAGAAUAGCUCACCCUAUUCUCAAUACUCUGCAAUUAAAUCAAUAGAUUGGUUUAGGAUGAGCACACUGAGGUAGAGGACAGAACAUGGUGCCAUUUCAAAAGGGAUUCAGUGAGUGGGCUUAUGUUGACCACAGUAGACCGACAUUUGUCCGAAAAGCUUUGUGCAGAAUGUGUCACUGGAUUGGUUGGUUAUGAAUAACAUUUGCAAUGAACAUUCAUAAGCAAUACCAAAGAGUUAUCAGGGGAACUGUGAAGGCACACUUCAGUUAUACCCUGAUUCACAAAUUCAUUUUAAGGCCGCUGUAAAACAUUUGGGUUAAGUAAUUUCAGUUCAACUCUUACAUUUCAUAUUUUCCCCUCGUUCAGGGUAUGGCGUCUUUACAAAGGGAGGGGAGACUUCAUGUACAAAAGUAAUUAUACAUUUUCAUUGAUAUAUGUAAAUGAAACAGUGUUAUGAAUAGUGAAUAUCUUUAAAGAAACUGCAAGCUGGGCGAUCAGGUAUGCUUGCACUGCUGUAAAUGUAAUUGGUUUAGCAAUUGUGUUUUUUUUUGGGGGGGGGGGGGUAUAUCCUGUUCAUUUUUCAAUUAGUCUGAAUGUCUAGGGCAUGAGAUCGGCAAAAUAAAUUAAGUGCAUAUGGGUGGGUCGUGGACUUGUUAUACUGCUUGCCAACAUUUUGAACAAGGGUAAAUAAAUUGUCUAUUUCCAUUCAA